Serendipita indica DSM 11827 is the source of this 1674-nucleotide messenger RNA. Lineage: Eukaryota; Fungi; Basidiomycota; Agaricomycetes; Sebacinales; Serendipitaceae. The record is from the annotation of a GenBank genome assembly.
AUGAGCACCGAAGGGGAGCCUGUUCGAAAUUCUGUCAAAGUCAAAGCCACGAAGGUGGAUCUGCACUCGAAUACUACGACAGUUACAGAUAACGAUGCUGACAUGACUGCGCCCACAAUUCCCGUAAAGCGUAGUUUCGGGCAAUCCGUCAUCAUCGUCGCAGCAUGUACGGGUACUAUGAUCCUCAACGUCGCCCUCGCAUCAGGAGUGAGCAUAGCAAUACCUAAAACCGCAGAGUCUCUUCACAUGUCCUCGAGUGAAGUCUCUUGGAUCAUUUCCGCAUUCACUCUCUCCUCUGGCUGUCUCCUCGUUCUCCUCGGUCGUCUCGCAGACCUAUACGGUCGGAAGCUUGUUUGGAUGGCAGGCGGAUUAUGGACAACAGUCUUCACGCUGGCCUGUGGUUUUGCUCAAACAGGAGUGCAAUUAAUCAUUCUCCGGGCGAUGAGUGGCAUCGGCCAGGCAGCCAUGAUACCAGCAGCCAUCGGGAUCCUUGCUCAUUCCUUUCCUCCAUCUAGAGCGAGGAGUGUGGCCUUUGCAACAUUUUCAGCUGGAGCACCACUUGGGGCAUCUCUCGGUAUGGUGUUUGGAGGUGUGAUGGCCCAAUACGCCUCUUGGAGAGGCAUAUAUUACUUUGCCGCUGGGAUUGGCCUGGUAGUCCUUGUUGCAGGAAUGUUCUCCAUCGACAAGGACAAUCACCAUCACGGCAUCGAUAAACGCGUUGAUUGGAUUGGCGCAUUCCUCGUUACUGCGGGUCUGGUGCUCCUGACUUACGGUCUCACCGACGGUCCUUCUCGAGGAUGGAGCUCUCCCCUCGUCAUUUCAUUUUUGGUCCUCUCCAUCUUGCUCAUUGGUGUGUUCUGUCUCUGGGAACAUUACCUCAUCACACGCUGCUCUUUCCCACCUCUGAUGCCGUUGGACAUUUGGACAAGAGAUCACGGCCGGUUCUCCGCUAUGCAGCUCACAGGUUUCCUGGAAUGGGCAUGUUUCACGUCUCUCACAUUCUGGGUUAUGCUCUACUAUCAAAAUUAUCUCCGCCUCUCGCCAAUGCUUGCCAUGGUUCGCGUUAUCCCCAUGGCUGUCACCGGUGUGAUUUGCAACAUAGUAGUCGCGAUCACCGUGGGCCACAUCAGUGGAGCCUAUCUCCUCGCCCUCGGAACAGUUGCUACCUCGCUAGCCGCCCUUUUAUUCGCCAUCAUCGACACGUCCGCACCAUACUGGUCAUAUGGUUUCCCAAACGCCAUUAUCUGCGUCUUUGGCGCCGACUUUGUCUUUGCAUGCGGAACGAUUUUCGUCGCCAAAGUGGCCCACCCUUCCGAACAGUCUCUAGCUGGUGCUCUCUUCCAAACUGUCACCAUGCUUGGCACGACGUUUGGGCUCUCCGUCACUACGAUUGCAGAGGCCGCUGGGCAGAGAAGCGAGGCUCGUCGAUUGGGUAUCACCUUGAGUCCGAGCGAGACGGCGCUAGAGAUUCCGCCACUUGUUCUGCUCAAGGGUUAUAGGAUUGCACAAUGGACGAGCUUUGGACUCGGAAUGCUUGGAUUUAUGACUGUUGUCGUAUUCUUACAUGGAAUUGGAGUCUUGGGAGCGAGAAAGAAACGGGACCCCAGCACCGAAAAGAUGCCAGUUUCGGAGAAGGGGCCGGUUGCAGCCAAUGAAGUAUUAGACAAGGCCUAA